UGACGUUCAAAAUGGCGACAGAACAUAACGGAUGAUGUCGACGUGGAUAUUGUGGUCUAAUUAUUAACGUUAAAGUGCAACCAGUUUAUUUACUAUAUAUAGAAUAAUAAUAGAGUAAAAUAAUAAUAAAUAAUAAUAUUAUAAUUUAUAAAAAAUGGGUGAACCAAAAGCACAGCACGGUGCUCAAGAAAUGAAGGGUUGGCUUUUCAAGUGGACUAAUUAUCUAAAAGGUUACCAACGGAGGUGGUUCGUCCUGUCAAAUGGCCUCCUGUCAUACUAUAGGGCUGAACCAAAGGGGGGGCCAAAGAUAUCGACAAGACGCAAGCGGAGGGCUGGCAGUGCCUCCGAAAAUCCAGCCGAAAUGGCUCACACAUGCAGAGGGGCUAUAUCACUUCAUGGGGCCUUAAUUCAUACUGUGGAUGCAUGUACUUUCGUUGUAAGCAACGGUGGUACCCAAACAUUUCACAUAAAAGCAGCAACUGAAGUGGAACGACAACAAUGGGUUACUGCUUUAGAAUUAGCUAAAGCCAAAGCAAUACAAGCCAUGGAGUCAGAAGAAGAGGAGGAAGAGUACCAAGACAAUGACAGCCACAAAGGAGAGAACACAUCAAUAAUAAAGGACCUGACGGAACGUUUGAAAGAUUUACAAUCUUGCUAUGAAUUGAUAUCAAAACGUGGGACCAUGCUGACGCGGUCUCUUGUGGAUCUAGAGUCACUUGAAUCGGCUAGUCCGGAUACUGCUGCUAAAAUAAAAACCGUCAGUGAACGCGCUACUUUAUUUCGUAUUGCUGCAAAUGCUAUGAUUAGUACGAGUAGUGAUUACCUUCAAUUGGCCCAACAACAAGAACCAAAAUGGAAGAAAAUGCUUCAACAUGAACGAGAUCAAAAGGUACGAAUUGAAAAAAUGGUUGAACAACUAGCACGACAACAUUCUCAUCUAGAAGAGGCUGCACAACAUGCUUUACCACCUGGAAUACCUGCAGGAAAUCAUCGUUCUACACAUUCAGUAGCGAAUACUUCACCAUCGGAAGACGACGAAGAUAAUGUUGAGUUUUAUGAUGCCGAAGAGUCUGAUACAUUCACGUUAGCUAUUCCUGGCAGUACAACGGGUAACUCACUAUCACGUGAACGAGUCAGAAACGAUUCACAAGGGAGUGAUGAUGGAUCUAGUUCUGAAGGGGAUCCAGCACCAAUGUCUACCAACGAUCCAUCCAGAGCAGACACUUUUCUUAUCGUGACCGAUUCUUCAGCGUCGCCACAAACUUCCAGAACCGCUACCGAUCUGGACAAUUCGGCCUGGAAAAAUGAUACCGAUGGGAAUAAUACCGGGAUGACAACUGUAAGUAAACGACAGCGAAGAACUCGAGUACCAGAGAAACCAAAUUAUCCAUUAAAUUUAUGGAGUAUUAUGAAAAAUUGUAUUGGCAAGGAAUUGUCGAAAAUUCCAAUGCCUGUUAAUUUUUCUGAGCCUCUUAGUAUGUUACAACGUUUGACUGAAGAUUAUGAAUACGCCGAUAUACUCGACAGAGCAGCUGAAUGUACUGACAGUUGUGAACAAAUGGCCUACGUGGCAGCUUUUACAGUUUCCAGUUAUUCAACAACUGCAACUAGAACUGGAAAACCCUUUAAUCCUCUUUUAGGUGAAACAUACGAAUGUGAUCGAACUGACGAUCUUGGAUGGCGAGCAAUAUCGGAACAAGUGUCGCAUCAUCCUCCAAUGGUUGCUCAAUUUUGUGAAGGUCGAGCGUGGCGAUGUUGGCAGGAAUUUACUAUGGCUUCAAAAUUCCGUGGUAAAUAUCUUCAAGUAAUUCCUUUGGGUACUGCACAUUUAGAGUUUGAUAAAAAAAUAAAUGAUAAGUCUAAUCACUAUACGUGGCGAAAAGUAACGACUACUGUACACAAUAUUAUUGUUGGUAAACUAUGGGUAGAUCAAAGUGGUGACAUGGAUAUUAUUAAUCAUACUGAUGGUACUAAAUGUCACCUUAAGUACAUUCCGUACUCAUAUUUUUCGCGUGAUAGUCAACGAAAAGUAAAAGGAGUUGUUAUGAAUGCUGACAAAGAAGUUAAAUGGGUUGUUCAGGGUACUUGGGAUGCUAAAAUUGAAAUUGCACCUGUUAUCAGUACUUCCGGUAGUCCCGAUAAUCCAGUAUAUAAAACAGGCCCAUAUACACUUGCUUGGAAACGAAAUAUGCCUCCAGAAGAUUGUGAAAAAUAUUAUUCAUUUACUGAAUUAGCGUGUCAACUAAAUGAACCUGAGGAAGGUGUAGCACCAACAGAUUCACGAAUAAGACCCGAUCAAAGGUUAAUGGAAAAUGGGUUGUGGGAUGAAGCGAAUAAAGAAAAAUUACGACUUGAAGAAAAACAAAGAGCAGUAAGACGUGCACGUGAGAGUGAGGCUGAAAAAGCUGCUGCUCAAGGAUUGCCAUAUAGAGGAUACGAACCCGUUUGGUUUUCAAAACAAGAAGAUACGAUUACGGGUAGCCUAUGUCAUACUUACGACCAUGAAUAUUGGGAAUGUAAAAAUAAAGGCGACUGGUCACGAUGUCCAAAUAUAUUUUAACUUAUUAUUAUUAUUAAAAAUAAUAAUAAUAAUAAUUAAUUAUUAAUGGUUAUGUACUUGCGAUUAAACUUCCAAGGGUUAUAUUAAAUAAAAGUUAUUUUAGAAAUGAAAAUAAAUAAUAUUUGGCAAGUAUUUAAAAUAAUAAUUAGCUUACUUUGUUAUCAAUCAAAUUUUAUUCAUCUAUUGACAUUACUAUCUAAUCAAUCAAUGGUAAAUUUAAGACAGUAUAAUUUUUCUUUUUUAAAUUUUAUUUUUUGUGUUUUUAAAAUUUAUGUAUAAUAAUUAAAAUAAUCUGCCAUUAAUUGAAGAAUUAAUGAUUUAAUGUAAUUGAGUAACUGGUUAAGUGAGCAAGUGGCUAUAAAAAUGUAUGAGUGAGGUAAAUAGAUGAGGAAAUACGAAUUAAGUGAAUAAAAUACGAUAUACGAACUUCCAAAAUAUUCAUUUAAUAAAACUCUUAAGUUCAUUAUCAGACAGCGCCCCCGACUUUUUUUUACUUUUCAAUGACGAACUGUCAUAACCGUUUCAAAAUUUUAUCAAUUAAUUGAAAAAAAAUCGAAGCAUUAAUUGAAAAAAGGAAAAUUUCACUGAGAUAUAUUUUGAAAAAAAAUUUUGUAGGAUAAAAUUUAUUUAUCAAAUUUCGUUUGUCUCCUAAUUGAUAACAAUUAUAAGUAAUUUUUUUUCAAUUCUAUAUCUUUGUGAAAUUGCUAUUACUUUUUUUUUUUUCAAUUAAUGUUUUAAUUUUUUUUUUUUGUAAUUAUGAUAGUGCCUCCACUUUUUAAAAAUUUUCAAUGACUUUCAAACUGUUAUAAGUGUAUUAAAAUUUCUAUCAAUUAGUUAAAAAAAAAUAAAAUCAUUAAUUGAAAUUAAAAAAGGGCAACUUCGCUGAGAUAUAGAAUUUCCAAAAAAUUACUUGUAGUUUUUAUCAAUUGAGAGUUAAACGAAAUUCGUUGAAUAAAUUUAACCCUACAAAAUUUGAAAAUUCCAAUUAUAAAAUUGGCAUGAAAAUUUUACUAAAAUAUUUCCAAAUUUCGUUCAAUUUUGUAAUUUUUGUUUUAAAUCUAUCAGCGAAUUUUUUUUUUUCAAUUAAUGCUUUUAUUUUACUUUGAUUAAUUGUCAAAAUUUCGAUACGCUUAUGACAGUUGUCAUUUAAAAUUUUAAAAAAGGUGGCAGUGUGAGAAAGCCCUUAAUAAAAUUUAAAUACACUGAUGAAAAUUGGAGUCAUGAAUCUGAAAAUGAGGACUUUUCGCGCAACAAAAAUUUUGAAAAAAUUUAUAUAAUUCAAAGGGUAAUUAGGGGUGGCCUGCAAUUUUCGGCUGAAACAAAAUAUUUUAGAAAUCUAACCCAGUAUUUUUUUUUACUUCAUUUCAUUUUUUGUAUUUUCGCGCCACAAAAAUCGUUCCGAUCUUCAGGUAAAUUGAAAGUCUUAGAAUAUUUAAAAAAGUAGCGGGCACUGUCUGAGAAUGCACUUAAAAAUUAUGUACACGACAUUAUUUAGACUUUGUAUAAUAUAUAUUUGCCUACAUAUAUCAUUGAUUGAUAUAUUUAUAUGCACGACAAAAAAGUAAGACCUAAUUAUAAAUCAGUGUUUGUGCAUAUCAAUAAAUGAAGUAAAAUAAUAUAAUAUAAUAUUAAUGUAUAUUAUUAUAUAUUGUUAAUAGGCAAAUUAAAUGUAUUGCGUUCGAUUUAUUCACUUUGUUUAUUAAAUUAGUAAUAAUAUAUAUUUAUAAAAAUACUCGCUUAUUACAAAAACUAAAAACUCCGAGUCUCAGAAAGUAAAGUCGAAAAAUCGUUUUAUGUUUUAUUAUAUACAAUAAUAAUUAUUAUUAUUAUUUAAUUAAUGAAUUGUAUAAUAAUUUAAUGAUUCGUUACCGAUAUAAAUGAUAUAUUAUCUGUACACAAUAUAAAUA
Microplitis demolitor is the source of this 4467-nucleotide messenger RNA. It is a transcript of the gene Osbp, whose product is annotated as oxysterol-binding protein 1. NCBI's taxonomy places the organism in Eukaryota, Metazoa, Arthropoda, Insecta, Hymenoptera, Braconidae. Gene Ontology annotation, cellular component: membrane; intracellular membrane-bounded organelle; cytosol. Gene Ontology annotation, molecular function: sterol binding. The transcript is spliced from 11 exons. Bases 155 to 2560 code for a protein of 801 amino acids. The record is from RefSeq and is a predicted model, not a curated record.